This is a messenger RNA of Cydia pomonella (codling moth), 2992 nucleotides long. RefSeq names its product vitamin K-dependent protein C. Gene Ontology annotation, molecular function: serine-type endopeptidase activity. The coding region runs from base 450 to 1913 and encodes 487 amino acids. The record is from RefSeq and is a predicted model, not a curated record. The transcript has 11 exons. Lineage: Eukaryota; Metazoa; Arthropoda; Insecta; Lepidoptera; Tortricidae. Gene Ontology annotation, biological process: proteolysis.
AUUAAGAUCGAAAGAGCUCGUGAUUGAAAAUAAUAUAAAAAAUCCAAAUUCUAAUAUGAAAGGUGUAAGGAGACCCUAAAUCGCGUUACAGAUGCAGCGUUGUACGCAUAAAACAAAGUUGCCAUCUGUUGUUUUAAUGUAGGAAAAAUGACAAUGCGCUUAACGCUGCGUUUAAUGCACGCGUUUGCCGCAAGAAACAAUGACGUGUUUGUGGGACGCAGAUGCGGCAAACGCAUUUCCGCACAAAACAAACUAGUAUAAAUAUUUAACAAUAUAAAAUGAGUCAUAUUACUAAAUAGUUAUCAUACUUAUUAGUUAUACGAUUAGGUACAUAAACCCACUUAAUAAAAUAUACAAAAAAGCAAUUCGUUGGAAAAUGAUUACUCUGAAAAUUGUAUCUCCUUUAUAGAUGCCGAAUUCAGCUGGAGAUUGACAUUGCGCCGAAGAAUAUGAAGCGGUCAUGCACACUAGUAUCUCUUUUAAUAUUCACGGAAAUUGCAUCAACGUAUUAUGCUGGAGUAGAAACGUCAGACAUGAGUGUUCACAAUUAUGUUGAAGAGAGAAGGGGGAAUGUUAAUUUAAGACAUAAAAAAGGAAAUGACCACGGGAAUCAGACUGGUCCCUGGAUGGCGUGGAGCGCGUGGAGUGGGUGCCGGGACGGGCGGCGCUCGCGGCGGCGGCACUGCCUGCGGCGGAGGCGCUGUGGAGAUGUGCUGCAGGUCCAAGUGGCAAGAUGCGAGUUCCCGGGAAGCCUCGUGCCACCUGCGUCGCUGCAUAUACAAUCAAUCCAAAGUCGCCAGUUAGAUAUGAACGAGGACGUGCAGAAAAGAUUCCGAGGUUUCUCGGCUUGGACUCCAUGGAGUUCCUGCUCCCGGCGGUGUACUACCGUCAGGAAAAGGUACUGCCGCCGGCCAGCCUUUUGUGGGCGGAAAGUGAUCCGCCAGAGCGCCCUCUGCUACCUCGAGGGCAGCUUCUGCCACCGCUGGAUCCGCGGCCGCAUGCGCCGCAAGGACCCAGGUGAACUUGCACAUAGGUUCCAGAAAAAAACCGCACCCAACAAGCAUUCGCACGUAGUAGAAACAAUGCCGCCACCAGCGCUAGCGAUCCAUCCUGAAGACACGCGGGUUACACCCAACGUGAAGCUCGAAUGUGGUAGAAUAGGGCAACACGCCAAUGCGCGAUCGCGGUUGCGCGGCAUGCUGCGCAUCAUCGGCGGUAGGCCGGCGCCGCCUGGCAAGUGGCCGUGGCAGGUCGCUGUACUUAACCGGUAUAAGGAAGCAUUCUGCGGAGGUACGCUCAUAUCGCUCCGCUGGGUAGUGACAGCCGCACACUGCGUUCGAAAGCGCCUUUACGUACGUCUCGGCGAACAUGAUUUGCUUCUUCGGAAUCGCGGUGAACUCGAAAUGAGGGUCACCGAGGCCGUCAUCCAUCCGCUGUAUGACCCUGACACGGUUGUCAACGACGUCGCGAUGCUACGGUUGCCCGGGCCCGCCCGUUUGGAUAUGGGGCACGGCAUCGCGUGUCUGCCUGGCGAGGAGCAGACCCUGGCGCCGCAUACCAGCUGCGUUAUCCUUGGCUGGGGCAAGAAGCGGUCUACCGACGUCCACGGCACGAGGAUACUGCACGAGGCACAGGUGUCGACAAUCCAGCAAGGCGUGUGUCGGCGCUCGUACUGGCAGUACGCGAUCACGGAUAACAUGGUGUGCGCGGGGCGCGGGCGUCGUGACUCUUGCGCUGGAGACUCGGGGGGCCCGCUGCUGUGUCGGGGACAAGACGCGCGCUAUUAUUUACAGGGGAUCACGAGCUUCGGCGACGGCUGCGGCAAACGAGGCAAGUACGGGAUCUACACCCGCACGGCCGGGUACGUCGCGUGGAUUAACAACGUUAUGGACAAUAAAUAUUUCGAUGAUUGACCACACGUGUGUUUUCACGUUACUUAUUGAGCGAACAUUGUGUAAGCCGAGAUCUAUGAAAACAGUAGAACCAGCUUAAUACUAAUAAAUGGGCAAAUAAGAAGUAAUAAGUAUUUUGCUUUUAAAUUCUUAUAAAAAUAAAUGAUCUUAAACCUUUUUAAUUAUAUUAAGUUCAAAGAUGACUAAGUAUUGUUUUAAAAAUAUAUUAUUCAGGGUCGGCAAAUACAUGCGGAACAUAAUGUCUGACAUAUGUCCACCUCUAACAGCAGGGAAAUGUAAGCCCUUAUCAUCCCAAUUUAUAUGCUGAAAAUUGGGAUGAUAAUUGAUGUUAUAAUAUGAAUGAUGAUUUCGCACAUUUUCGGCGUUAUCUUAGUAAAUUUAUGUCGAAUAAUCGGUUUUAACUGUUUAAAUGUCAUCAUCAGCUUGUUAUCAUAGACACGUAAUUUUAUAUAGCCUCACAGAAAUAAAUCAGGAGCUGCAAAAUUAGGGGACUUUGUGUGCCAAUCAAUGUCACUUUUUCUCGAAAUUAAUCGAGCAAACAACGUGUUUUAAACAGCACAAAAAUGUGAUAAAAUUAAAUUUUUGCUGCUAGAGGUAGACUUUUUGCAGAAAUUAUCUUGCGUAUACAAAUUGCCAACCCUGAAUAAUUUAUGAAAAUAUAUUUAAUAAUUUUUGCACUUUAUAUAAUUCAAAUUUUAAAACAAAGUGUAUCUCUCUUAUUUGCCCAGCCUGUACAAUCACGUUUAAUAUGAUUUCCCGUGUAAUAUAACUUAAUCGUAGUGUAUAAUUAUCUAGCGCCUAUAGCCUACAGUGGCAGCUAAACAUCAAUCAGGCCGCUUGUUUGCUACGGUCGUGGUAUAAAAAAUAUACACCGUGGGCUCUAAUAGCUGGACAUAUUUUAAAUAUGUAUUCUUGACCGCACUUAGAGACUAAAGUUUUCUGAAACCGGUCUCGUUUUAGAGAUAACGACAAUUUUUGUGAAAAUUUGUUUCUGUAAUAACUCAGUGAAAGACGCUUUUUGGCGGCGAUGCUGCCACUAUGACUAUGUGUUUUGGUUUAGACAUACCUACUGAUAGACU